AUGGCGAUGAUGAUGACUGGCCGUGUGCUGCUGGUGUGUGCCCUCUGCGUGCUGUGGUGCGUCACUGUUUUUGGAAUUGCAAUGGACAACCGCUGCGUUGAGGAUGAUGGGAACGUCUUGACGCACACGCAUAAUGGAGGAAAUGACAGGGUGCGCCUGAAGGCGGAUUUCGGGUUGAUUUCCACCCGAAUGGGAUUAAUAAAGGUGGUUGAAGCUGGGGAAAGAGAAGGAGAAGAUUUAGAAAGUGUUGAUGCCCCAUUGGACAGUGUGGGAGGAAAAUCGCCUAGUAGUCUGCUGGCUGGUAGUGAGGACAAUGAAGCGCCUGGUGCAGGAGGAGGGCAGGGUGCUGCAGGUGCAGGAGCAGCAUCCCUGCCGUCUGGGCCUGGAGUGCCAGGGACAGGUGAUGAAAACAGGCAGUCACUUAUGGCUGGCCAAAAAGGGAAUGAAAAAAAAAACUUGGAUCCCGACAGCAAAGAGCCAAAGGAGUCCCAAGACCAAACCACCGAUCAAUUGUCCUCUUCAUCUGGCAGCACUUCCAGUCUUCCUCGUGAAAAACCCUCUUCGACGGGUACCUCCGACAUUAACCAAUUGCCCACGGACACAGAGACAAAAGGAGAUGUUGACCCUCGCAAUAAUUCGGGCGAUGAUGAAGAGAGAGACGAAGAAGAAACAGGAAGAGAAAAAGAAGAAAACAAAUUACAACCCGAGACACAAGAGAGGGGAAAUAAUGCGGAGGUACCACAAUCAUUACCCGCACCACCAUCGGGUGGACCUGCACCAACAAAACCAUCGGGUGGACCUGCAUCAUCAUUAUCAGAGAGUGAAGGAAGCCCACCAACGGAACCAAAAAACUCACAGAAUCCGAAAAAAGUAACGAAAGAAAACACGCCGUCAGAAUCCAAAAUGGAAUCAAAAGCAACGCAACCACCUUCAGGGGAUGCUACACAAGGGCGGCACAGUCAUGACACAGACACAGAGGAUUCGACGAAGAAUGCAGCAGCCGGCAGUCCAGCAGAACCAACAACCUCAUCUUCCUCUACAAGUGGCAGCGGUGAUCAUGUCCAGAAUAAGGCAGAUAAGGAUGAUGCUCAAAGCUCUGAAGAACAACACGACAGCCUUGAAACUGGCAAUACCAACGUUGUUCCAACUCUCAGUGAGACAGCACCACAAACACCAAUAAAAACCCCCGCCAACACAACUUAUACGGUGAAUGCACAAAACAGUGACGGCAGCACCGCAGUCUCCCACACCACCUCCCCUCUUUUGCUUCUUCUUCUUCUUGCUGCGUGUGCGGCUGCUGCUGCGGUGGCCGCGUGA
Molecule: messenger RNA, 1317 nt
Organism: Trypanosoma cruzi
Lineage: Eukaryota; Euglenozoa; Kinetoplastea; Trypanosomatida; Trypanosomatidae
Product: mucin-associated surface protein (MASP), putative
Exons: 1
Coding region: 1-1317 (438 amino acids)
Source: RefSeq, a predicted model, not a curated record